AUGAACCUCCUCCCCCUCCUCUCCUUCCUCCCCCUCCUCCUCGCCACCCCACACCCACACCCACACCUCUACGACCUCAGCGCCAUGCUCACCGGCUACGUCCUCUGCACCACCACCGCCUCCUCUCCCCAGAUCGACCCGGCCAUCAGCGCCAUCCAGUCCCUCCGCGCACGCCUCUACCGUCCCGCCGUGCAGGACAAGUCGGCGGACCCCUUCUGCACGGACCUGACAAAGAGCGGGACAGCCUAUACCGCGAUCUGCGGCCCGCACGACACGGUGAUGCGGUCGAUGGAUGCGGGCAAGAUGGCGAACCAGAUCUACCGCUUCUGUAGAGCAGAGGUGGGGGGCGUGUGGAGGGUGGGCGGGGUGUAUGUGUUUGAUGGGGAGACGGUGCCGGUGGGGAGGGUGGUGCUGUAUGCGGUUGGGGAGGAGGAGGGGGAGCUGUCGAGGCGUGGUGGGGGAGCUUUGGGUGGGUUGUAA
Morchella importuna is the source of this 480-nucleotide messenger RNA. RefSeq lists its product as uncharacterized. The record is from RefSeq and is a predicted model, not a curated record. NCBI's taxonomy places the organism in Eukaryota, Fungi, Ascomycota, Pezizomycetes, Pezizales, Morchellaceae. The transcript has a single exon. The coding region runs from base 1 to 480 and encodes 159 amino acids.